AUGAUUGCGAGUUUGUGGGUCUUAAGCCACUAUUUCUUUUACGUAAAUUCCCAACCACUUAAUACUUCUCUUGGUUUUGCACCAGCUGUAGCAACAUGGUAUGGGGACCCCAAUGGACCUGGAAGUGUUGGGGGAGCUUGUGGUUUUGGAGGUGAGGUAGCAAAUCCUCCAUACUACGCGUUGGUUUCUGCGGGAAACAACAAUCUUUUUAAAUCUGGAUGGGGUUGCGGAAGUUGUUAUCAGGUCAAAUGCUUUCAGAAUGCAGCAUGUUCGGGUAAUCCAAUCACUGUAACAAUUGCAGAUGAGUGUCCUGGUAACUGUAACAGCGACCCAAUUCACUUCGACUUAAGUGGAAAAGCUAUGGGUUAUUUAGCAAAGCCUGGUCAAGCUGACGCAUUGCGCAACGCAGGACAAAUCAACAUUCAAUAUCAAAGGGUACCAUGUUAUUACAAGGGGACAAGUAUAACAUUCAGGAUUGAUACAGGCUCCAACCCUUACUACUUGGCUUUUGUAACUGAAUAUAUGAAUGGAGAUGGUGAAAUUGGGUCUAUGGAGUUAUUACCUUCAAAUUCGAAGACUCCAUUGUACAUGAAACAGGUCUUUGGUGCAACAUGGAAAGCUGAUAUACCUAUUGGAAUAAAGGGCCCUUAUUCAGUGAGGAUAACGAGUCUUGAGUCCAAAAAAACAGUUACAGCAUACAAUUCGAUUCCGGCGGAUUGGCUUCCAGGAAGAUACUAUAUUGCAAAUGUUAACUUCUAG
Sesamum indicum (sesame) is the source of this 759-nucleotide messenger RNA. RefSeq names its product expansin-B4-like. Gene Ontology annotation, cellular component: extracellular region. The record is from RefSeq and is a predicted model, not a curated record. NCBI's taxonomy places the organism in Eukaryota, Viridiplantae, Streptophyta, Magnoliopsida, Lamiales, Pedaliaceae. Gene Ontology annotation, biological process: sexual reproduction.